Saccostrea echinata is the source of this 1002-nucleotide messenger RNA. RefSeq lists its product as uncharacterized. The transcript has a single exon. Lineage: Eukaryota; Metazoa; Mollusca; Bivalvia; Ostreida; Ostreidae. The record is from RefSeq and is a predicted model, not a curated record. Bases 65 to 715 code for a protein of 216 amino acids.
AGAAACAAAGACUUUGCACAGAGAGAACGGAGAUUAAGUUUGGAAAGAUUCUACAAUUUUUUCAAUGUUGAUUAAGACUUAUUCAAGGAAAUCUAUCUUCGCUUCAGACUACAAGGAUAAAGACUGUCCCUGUCGUAGAAUUUGGAAUGCGGAGGACAUGAAAAAGUUAGUCCAAAUUGGACUAGUGGGGCCAGCGUCUCAUAUCAGGGUUCACAGACCUCGGUCGCUACAUUUUUUGUGGUGGAAAUUUGACUACAGCUAUAAUCACCACUACAUGGUGGUGUCUGCCACCACAGAAUCACUGACAAUCAUACACUAUGCGCCCAAAAGGAUUUCUAGCAUUCUUUUGUUUCGGGGUGUGGCUGAAAUCAAAGAAGAGACGGUAAAAAUUGAAAACAACACUGAUACUUUAGAUUUUAAAUCUGGAGUUUAUCUUAUCGUUAAGGACAAGUACCCGAAGACCCUCAGACAAAGAAGUUACUGUGUAAAGAAAGCCAGAAGGAGAUUGGGGGAGAGACAGUACUCGGUCUUCCACAAUAACUGUGACAGUUUUGUGUCGUGGACACUCAUAGGAAAGUCUAUUUCUAUCCAGGCUAUGGAGGCCACAGGGUUACUGUUGUUAAUCGGCCUCCUAGCCCGGACUUCUAUCAGGAUCUAUAGGUUUGUUAUGUCUCUUAUAGAUGGGGUCAACGAUUUUAUCGAUUCAUUUGGAUAAUGUUGAUAUUUAUUAUUUAAGAUAUUUAUGUUACCGGGUAAUAUGUUUUUGUGUGAUUAUGAUUAAUUGUAUUGAUUGACUUAAUUUAAUCAAAGUACUUUUUAUAAUUAAAACCCCGAAUUAUUCGUGUGUAAUUUAGGCACAACUCUUGUAGUGCAUAAACAAUUAUAUAUUAACACAAAACACAAUUUUAAUGAGUGUAUAAUUUAUAAAGUGUUCAUGAAUUCAGUCUCAAAGGUUUUUGUAAAUCAGAAUAGUCAUCCAAUUAAUAAUAUUUUUUUUCUUAU